AUGAAAGUCAGCGAGUUUAAGGCCGCAGUGAUUUACCCAAGCACAGAAGAAGACCUUGCUCGUUACAGAAUCCUUGUAAGUGAUCAGAAAACCGCCGGUGUCUAUGGUGCUGCAGUUGUUUGGGUGUAUGAUGACCUCUACAAACUGAUGGAAAUGCACCUAAGAACUGUACGAAGCCAAUUCGCUGCAACAGCUGCCACGGAGGUUGAGCAGUUUUUUAUUUCAAGUUAUGGAAUGUCACUGGUCGCUUGCGACCAGAAUGCAUGUACAUAUGCCACAUCAGAAAGAUCAUUUCGCUGCCUUGGCUCAGCACAAGACGCAAACUCAAGCCAGGCAUUACCGUGUGCAUGACAAAGUUAGAGAAACUGAUUUAGGUCAUAAAGCUGUUAACAAACUUGUUUCUCUUAUAACUGCCAAGAUUUAUGAGGCUCAUUUAGACAGAAAGGAAGAAAUCAAAGGAAAACCAUGGUCGGUGGAAGAAACGGAGCAGCUAAAGCGUUUAUUUAGUGAAGACAUUGAGACUGGAGCAAUUGAAGAACCUAAAGUGACAGAAAAGUUGUCAUCAUAA
Messenger RNA from Porites evermanni, 568 nucleotides. The record is from the annotation of a GenBank genome assembly. NCBI's taxonomy places the organism in Eukaryota, Metazoa, Cnidaria, Anthozoa, Scleractinia, Poritidae.